Carya illinoinensis is the source of this 588-nucleotide messenger RNA. RefSeq lists its product as uncharacterized. Lineage: Eukaryota; Viridiplantae; Streptophyta; Magnoliopsida; Fagales; Juglandaceae. Gene Ontology annotation, molecular function: protein dimerization activity. The record is from RefSeq and is a predicted model, not a curated record. The transcript has 3 exons. Bases 1 to 588 code for a protein of 195 amino acids.
AUGGAACUCGAUCCUGAUGAUCAAGACAAGAUCAUUGAAGAACUUGACUUGUAUAGGACUUCAGUAGGUGAGUUUGGACAUUCUUUAGCAAUCCGCCAGCGUGAUAAGCUUAAUCCAGUUGCAUGGUGGUCCCAAUUUGGUUGUGAGGUUCCAACGCUUCAAAAGUUUGCUGUUCGAAUACUAAGUCAAUGUUGUAGUGCAACUGGAUGUGAGAGAAACUGGAGCACAUUUGAUUUUAUUCAUUCGAAGAAGAGAAAUAGAUUAGUGCAUAAACGUUUGAAUGACUUAGUAUUUGUUCGUUAUAACUUGAAGCUGCGAGAGAGGAGCAUAAAAAAUGGAAGAGAUGCUUUAAAUCCAAUCAAUCUUGAAAACAUUGACUUGAUGGACGAAUGGGUGGGUGAAGAAUCGGAGCUUCUUGAUGGAGAAGAUUUGGAUUGGGCAAGUAUUGAGGAGCCAUUAACCUCACUAAAUGAGGAAGACGUUGAUAAUAUUGGUAUUGAUGUUGAUGACGGUGGUGACGUUGAUGAAAAUAUCUUGAUUAACAUGUCGAAUCUUGCUCCUUAUUGUCUUUUUGAUGAGGAUGAGUGA